AACCCCACUGUGACUGUCUACUUUUGGCAAUUCCCCACGGUUUUUCUUCUAAAUCCAAUUUCUCGUUCAGCCACCCCUCCCUCCUAUUACCGGCCACCAACAGCCCCAGCAAGCUACAAUCCGGCAAAAUCUCCGCCUAUCUCUUCCUCUCAGACUAUCACCCCUUCGAAAUCAGAGUUCUUAUCUCUUUUCCCCCCGCAGAAACACAGUGGUUAAGCCGCUAACCUGCGCCGUUGGUGAGAUCGCGCUCCUGCCGCCCCCAUUUUUCAGAUCUCCAAGUAUGUACCAAUCACUAUUACUUGCGUUUUCAGAGGGCAGAAGAUGAAUACUUGAUAUGUGCUUCCAGAUAACUGUGUCAUGAAACUGAAUAACAAGCUUACAAUGUUAUUUUGUGGAUGCAAUAGAAAGUAGGAUAAGGUAAAGUGAAAACCAAAGAUAACUGUCAUAGCCAGGAUUUCUAUCCAGAAUAUAGACGUCAGUCAGAAGAGCUUACAAGGAGGAAGCAGGAGCAGAAAUGGAAAUCGAAGAUGUUCCAAUGGACGAAAAAGCGAAAAGAAUGAGGGAUCUGCUAUCUAGCUUCUACUCCCCCGAUGCUUCAAUGUCUGGCUCACCCACGGGCUCAUCUAAUAGAUAUGCCUCUCCUUUAGAAGCGAUUAACACCACCUCAUUUAAUCCUGAUCAGUAUAUGAACAUUCUGGUACAAAAGUCGAAUUUGGAGGGGCUCCUUCAAAGACAUGUCGAAAUGGCUGCUGAGAUUAAGAAUCUUGACACGGAUCUCCAAAUGCUGGUUUAUGAAAAUUACAAUAAAUUCAUCAGUGCAACUGAUACAAUUAAAAGGAUGAACAAUAAUAUCGUGGGGAUGGAGACAAACAUGGAACAACUCCUUGAAAAAAUACUGUCAGUACAAUCUAGAAGUGAUGGAGUUAAUACUUCCCUUUUUGAAAAAAGAGAGCACAUUGAGAAACUGCAUCGAACACGAAACCUUCUUCGUAAAGUUCAGUUCAUAUAUGAUCUACCCGCUAGACUUGGAAAGUGCAUCAAAACAGAAGCCUAUGCUGAUGCAGUCAGAUUCUACACUGGAGCCAUGCCAAUUUUUAAGGCAUAUGGAGACUCCUCAUUUCAAGAUUGCAAGCGAGCAUCAGAAGAAGCGAUAGCAGUAGUUUUAAAAAAUUUGCAGGAAAAGCUAUUCUCAGACUCUGAAUCCAUACAGACGAGAGCGGAGGCUGCAGUCCUUCUUAAGCAGCUAGAUUUCCCGGUGGACAGCUUAAAGGUAAAGUUGCUAGAAAAGUUGGAACAAUCGACAUUGGAUCUUCAGCUUAAUGCUGAAAACUUGACUACUGCAUUAGUAAAUGCCUCAUCAAAAGAUGGAAAUUCUUCCGAGUUAGUUUAUGGUGCUUCACACGAGGCAUCUGUUCGGGAGUUUACAGAGGCAGUCCGAGCUUAUCGUGUAAUAUUUGCAGAUUCAGAUAGGCAACUGAUAAAACUUGCUCAGGAUUUGGUUACAAAGCAUUUUGAUUCCACUGAGCAAUUUAUCAAGAAACAGAUUUGUGCUGCAGAUCUUCUCCUUGUUUUUGGAAUUAUAUGGACAGAUGUGCUUUUAUUUGGAGAAGUAUUGAAUGAUGCCGGUCUGCUUGAUUAUUCCUUGAAGGCUGCCCAGGUUGCUGUCAAACAGUAUGUCACAUUCACAUUCUCCCGUCUUCUGCAAGACAUCUCAGAUGCACUCACACAGGUUCACACUAGGAAAAAAGAGGGCGUUCAAGAGUACUCCUUGCAGCUUGAGCUGGAGGCCAGCAAGAAGGCAGUGCUUCAGGGCAGCAUGGAUGUUUUACUAGAGUUCCGCCAGCUUCUUGAAGAUCAGUCGGGGCUAAUCAUUAACCAGAGGGAUUCAAUUGUUGAUUGGGUUCAAGAAGGAUUUCAGGAUUUCUUCAGGGCACUUGUUGACCGGUUCAUGUUGCUUUCAGGAAAAAAUAAUUCUUAUACUCAAAGUCAAGCUUUAACUGAGGCAACCCAAGCUGAAAAAGUUAUUGCUGGGCUUGUCUUGGUGCUUGCACAAAUUUCAGUUUUUAUUGAACAAACUGCCAUACCUAGAAUCACUGAGGAAAUAGCAGCUUCCUUUUCUGGUGGUGGUAUUAGGGGUUAUGAAUAUGGUCCUGCCUUUGUACCUGCAGAAAUUUGCCGAAUGUUUCGAGCUGCUGGUGAAAAGUUUUUACACCUUUAUAUAAACAUGCGAAGUCAGAGGAUAUCAGUUCUUUUGACUAAGAGGUUCAGAACGCCAAAUUGGGUUAAGUACAAGGAACCUAGAGAGGUUCACAUGUUUGUUGAUUUAUUCCUUCAAGAGUUGGAGGCCGUUGGAAGUGAAGUUAAGCAGAUUUUGCCAGAAGGGACUCGUAAGCAUCGUCGGACUGACAGCAAUGGAAGCACGACGUCAUCACGAAGCAAUCCUCUUCGAGAGGAGAAGUUGAAUAGGUCAAAUACGCAAAGGGCUCGAAGCCAGCUGUUAGAAACCCAUCUAGCAAAGUUAUUUAAGCAAAAGAUAGAGAUUUUUACUAGAGUAGAGUUUACUCAGGGAUCGGUUGUAACAACUAUAGUGAAACUUUCCCUUAAAACUUUGCAAGAAUUUGUCCGACUCCAGACUUUUAACCGAAGUGGGUUCCAACAAAUUCAAUUAGAUAUGCAGUUCCUGAGGACUCCUCUAAAGGAAAUCGCAGACGAUGAAGCAGCUAUCGACUUUUUGCUUGACGAAGUGAUAGUCGCAGCAUCAGAGCGUUGUCUUGACUCCAUUCCUUUGGAGCCUCCCAUCUUAGACAAACUUAUACAAGCAAAAUUGGCAAAGGCAAAAGAUCAGAAUCCAAUGACUCCAUGAACAUGCGAAAAUGGAGAGUUAAGAAUUGUUACAGACCUGCAUCAUCAUCGCCUACUGGUAUUUCCAUAAACUUAGCAACUGAUCUGACUAUGAAAAUAUAAGAUUCACAACCGUGUUGCGUUAUCAAGUUGUGGGCUACUGGUUCAUUCUUUAUCAGUAGACAAACGGUUUUUGUCGGUUACACAUUUAGAAAAAUGGUAUGCUUGUGUUGGCAUUAAGAAGAACAGAUGACACAAGCUCACUAGUAUUGCGGGAAUGUCAAAUUUGAUGAGUUCAUUGUUUCAGGGCUUUUAGAGGUUUUCAUAUAAUUGGCACAAAAGUCUCUUGUUCGACUGAUUGAUGGCAUUCGAUAUUGUUGUAACCUUUUUAUCCAUUAAGAAUUUAUGCACCAUAUUUUCUUGUACUAUAUGUGACUAACAAAUUCCUUACUCUCCUCUUUGGAGUUGCUGCUUUA
This is a messenger RNA of Cucumis sativus (cucumber), 3317 nucleotides long. RefSeq names its product vacuolar protein sorting-associated protein 51 homolog. The coding region runs from base 515 to 2863 and encodes 782 amino acids. The record is from RefSeq and is a predicted model, not a curated record. Gene Ontology annotation, biological process: Golgi vesicle transport; Golgi organization; lysosomal transport. Gene Ontology annotation, cellular component: EARP complex; membrane; GARP complex. The transcript has 21 exons. NCBI's taxonomy places the organism in Eukaryota, Viridiplantae, Streptophyta, Magnoliopsida, Cucurbitales, Cucurbitaceae.